Messenger RNA from Saprolegnia parasitica CBS 223.65, 1479 nucleotides. RefSeq lists its product as hypothetical. The record is from RefSeq and is a predicted model, not a curated record. Gene Ontology annotation, biological process: tRNA 5'-leader removal. Bases 31 to 1428 code for a protein of 465 amino acids. The transcript is spliced from 4 exons. Gene Ontology annotation, cellular component: mitochondrion. Lineage: Eukaryota; Oomycota; Saprolegniomycetes; Saprolegniales; Saprolegniaceae. Gene Ontology annotation, molecular function: protein binding; ribonuclease P activity.
CUGAUUGGUGCCAAGUUUCAAGUUGCCGCCAUGACGACCGACGCGAAGCGCCCGCGCGACGACGAGGCCGCGACCAAGAAGAUGAACAAGCGCAUGCGUCGCAUGAGCCCGGAAGAACUCGAGCUCAUGGGCUACCGCAAGCGCAUGGAAGCAUGCAUGCAGUCGGCCAACGUGGUCGAAGCGCUCGCCAUCUUUCGCGAGAUGAAAGAGAAGGACGUCAAGAUGCAGGCGUACAUCUACCAGAUGCUUCUGACCCUCUGCGGCCAAGCCGAGGCCAACAUCCUCGACGACGCGUUCGCGGUUCUGGACCACAUGAAGGAACGGCUCGGGGCCACCUCGAAGAAGCACCCGGUGGACGAACCCUGCUACAGCGCGCUCGUGCGUCUUUGCGCCAAGCACCACGCGACGGACCGCGCCGAGGCGCUGCUCGCCGAGGUCGAAGCUGCGCACGUGCUCACGAAGCUCCGGACGUUCUCGCCGCUGCUCCUCGAGUACGCGUCGAGCAAGCGCCUUACUGACGCAUGGCGCAUCUAUGAGACGAUCAAGUCCAAGUCGCUGGACGUGACCGAAAUCGAGUUUACCGCGCUCCUCCACGCGGCGCACGUCGAGUCGAACCCUGAGAUGUUUUACAAGAUCUUGAACAUCUUUAUGGACGAGAUCCUCGAGCCGUCGGAGGAGACGUGGACGGUCCUGCAGUCGUUCUUCACGAGCAACGGGUACACGUGUGAGACUGGCACAGUCGACGCUUCGGGCGUGUGCUCAAUCACGGGUGCCCAGCUGCAGUCGAUCGAGCUCAGCGACGAGAAGCAAGCGGCGCUCAUGGCCAAGGUCGAAGGCCUUGUGUGCACGAACGACGAGCGUACCGAGCAGUGGACCGCUUUCAAGGAAUGGCUCGACGCGCACGGACCGUUUGACGUGCUUUUGGACGCAGCCAACAUUGGUUACUUUAGCCAGAACUUUGAAGGGGGUGGCUUCAAGUACACGCAGAUCCAGCGCGUGCUGCAGGCGUACCAAGCGCGCGGCAAGAAGGUGCUCAUUGUGCUUCACAAGCGGCGCACGAAAGACCGCGAGGUGCCCGACGAGCUGCGACCGAUGGUCCAGAGCUGGAAGGACGAUGGCGUCAUGUUCAACUGCCGCCCGGGCAACAACGACGACUGGUACUGGCUCUACGCGGCCGUCAAGCUCGGCGGCCGCACGCUCGUGGUCUCGAACGACGAGAUGCGCGACCACCACUUCUCGAUGAUUGCCAACGUGGAUUUCCAGCGCUGGAAGGAGCGCCACUUGGUGCAUUACGACAAAGUCAACGGGAAAUUCACCUUCGACGAACCCAGCGUCUACUCGAAGCGGUCGCAGGCGCUUGCGCACUCGUGGCAUUUCCCGACGCCCAACAAGGACGCGUGGCUCGUCGCGCACAAGCCGGCGCAUUAAAACACCCAACUAGAUUUGCGUUGUAUAACAUGCUAGCCGUGCCAAUGGAGG